This is a messenger RNA of Gambusia affinis (western mosquitofish), 3336 nucleotides long. RefSeq lists its product as uncharacterized. The transcript is spliced from 6 exons. Lineage: Eukaryota; Metazoa; Chordata; Actinopteri; Cyprinodontiformes; Poeciliidae. The record is from RefSeq and is a predicted model, not a curated record. The coding region runs from base 379 to 906 and encodes 175 amino acids.
GGGGAGGGAGCUCACAGCACUGAUCUUCUGUUUGCAGCAUCCCAAGAGCAGCCUCUGUUGUGUGAAAUACAAGAAAAAGGGCAAGACAGCGGGAGUGAAUCCAAGGAAGCAACUCGAAGAACUGGAAGGGUGGAAUCUCUUGGGGGUUGGCAGCCAGGAUAGGGUUACUUUUGAUUUGUGGAGUUCAUCCUUAGAGCAAAUGGCUGUUGUGUCAGUGUAAACAGCCUGUGCAGUACCUGCAUUGCUGAAGGGGGUAGGAGAAGAGGAGGAGGCAAAUGGAGCAAAUGUUACCUCUUCCUAUGAAUGUUUCCUGCUGUUAGAUAGCCCCAGACCUGCUGUUGCUCACCUCUUAACAUGCAUGUUGUAUGUUGAGCUCAUAUGGAGGAAGAACCAUCAAUGCCUCAGCAGACCAUAAACCAUCGGCAGGGCGGAUGUAUUGACCCUGCAACAACCGCCACGGACCCGUUGCUCUCAACGAGCCUCGGACCUAGAGAAAACAUCACCUCAAGAACAUUUAUGACUGUUACCCUAACAACGACAGCAGCAACAACAAACGAGACCAGCUUCAACGCCACCGUGGCUCCAGACGUGGUGAUUGAGGGCUCGAGUGUUGGAAUGCUGUUGGUGCCCUUUGGCAUCAUCACCCUCAUUGGCUUAGCGGUGGCAAUAAUGCUGUACAUUCGGAAACGGAAGCGGUUAGAGAAGCUGAGACAUCAGCUCAUGCCCAUGUACAACUUUGACCCGGCUGAAGAACAGGACGACCUGCUGGAACAGGAACUACUGGAUCACGGACGGGACGGCAGCCUCGCAGGUCCAAACGCCAAGACUCUCACAACCUCCCAGGGGACAACGCAGCGACCCAGUCGUCUGGUCUUCACAGAUGUUGCCAAAGCCCUCAAUGCUUAACAGCCCCUCUGCCCUGCCUGGUCAACCCCAGCCUGCAGGAGAGCUGCAGACCACAUACCCAGACACAGACUGUCACUAACAAGGGAAAAACAAAGGGAAGUUAGACUGUUUUAGGCUUGAACUGGAGGUCUGAUAAAUGUUGUCUUCACAACGUGUCAAAUGCUUGUAUCAAAGAAAAAACUCAUUGAGAACAAUGCAAAGGGUUAGUAAUGAUCUUGCACUAUUAUUAUUAUUCACUGGGGCACCAAUUAAGUGUGGCACCCUUGUUUUUUAAAAACUAUGCUCCGUCAUUGUUAAAAUAUUUAAUAGCUCGUCAGUUUCUGCAUCUAUGUUUCUGUUUCAUAUGAGGAAAUUGUGAAUCUGUUAUAGUGAUUUUGUGGUCUUACACCUCGUAUGCUGGAUGUGUCGCCAUCCUCAACCUGUUUUCCUCCCUAUUUGUCUUCGUUACAGACUGUGGAUUAAUAUCAUUUCCAUCUGUACACAUUAAAAAUAUAUUUUAAAAAAACCAGAGGAAAAGAGACAGCACAAUCCAUGGCAACAAAUGAAGAGUGUGAUAUUUUUUAUUGAUAAGCGAUAUAGAAGCAAGGUAACACAAAUCACAACGUAAAGAAUUGUAACGAAAUAUAUAUCACAGGUUUGUGAGUUGUAUUAAAGAAGUGGAUGAGGACAUAUCAGUAACAUAGCUAUUACAUUGUGUUAAAAGUAAGGCAUUAAAGAUGAUUUCUCAAGUUACAGUUCAACUUUUCAAUAGUUGAAACUAGAUCAAGUACUGUAUGUAACUAUAUCACUAGCAGUAAGAUCACAAAACAACAUUGUCCCCUUACAGAAAGAGUAAAUAUCCAAACACAGCUCGUGUAAAAUAACACACUGACUUAGCUGGAGUUAAAUUAAGAGGCACCUUUCAGGCUGACUCUCAUUCACUUCUGGUCAUAUCAAUAUAGUGAGAUGAGAUGUGUGUGUGUGGACUACUGCAUUAUUAUUUAAAAGUUAUUUCAAGAUUUUAUGAUCCACUCUGCCUGCAGGUCUGAUGGACACUUGUGGCCUUAAAAGGCCACAAAUGGCCCAGGCUUGGUUCUCUUCAGAGGUAGUCCAGGAGGGCUAAAUAAGUAAAGUCAAUGCAACAUUGAAUAAAUCGGUAAUAUGGCAGCAGCUUAGGCAACAGUGCUGAAAUACAUAAAUGAUAUAUCAGUAAAAACAGAAGAAAAGGUGUUUGAAUAUAAAGUAAAUGGGUGAUUUUCAAGUAAUGAGCAAUGCAAGAGUGACAUGUUUGAUGCAUUUUUUAGAGAUUUUAGAAAAAAUAAUCUGUAAAAAUUCUCGUUUUAUGAGAAAUACUUCCAACAUGUCAGCAUAAGAACAGAAAUCCCUGCAAGAAAACGUGUUCAGAUAUUUUAGAUUAACUACUUUUUGGAGGUUUGUUAUCUGCUGUUGAUGCAAUUCUAAGGAAGGGUUCUGUGGAUUACUUAUCAGCAAUCAGUAUUUUAUCUUUAGGAGAGAGCUGUCUGAAGAUUUCCGAUGUCAGACAACUGCUAACUAAAAACUCAGACACUUUUUAUUAGAUGGGAGGUUGCAAACACUAGUAGCUCAGAGUUUCUUGAAGAUAACUUUACAAAGAGUGUUAAUUUAAUCAGUAAUAGUGACUACACUUUAGAAAUUAUUUGGUUCAAAUUAUGCUUUUACUAGAACUAAAUUAGCAAAAGGGCUACAUUUUGCAAAUGGGUUCCUGCUCCAACCCACCUGAUGACAGUUCAUUAUUUCCUCAGUCUGUCAUCAAACCCUUCAAAGUAAAAGCAUGGUCCAUUCAUUUAAAUCAAGUGUGUUCAACCAGGAGGACAUCUCAAGGAGGUAGAAAAGCAGCAGCUCUGAAGGACUGGUUACAACAUUUUCUUACACAUUUUGCUUUGGGUAUUGACUCUGACUUGCUGACCUAUUUUAAUACAUUUCACAUGAAUUCAGAAAAACAGGCAAGUAACUAAAUUCACAAGUUCUUAGCUCUACUCUCUAAUCUCUUCUUUUACAAACUCAAGUAGUUCAGACAGUUUGCAACAGGUACGACUCUGACUGGUAAUAUAUACCAAUAGAAUCCCCCUUAAAAUAUCAGAGCCUUCUCUUUACAGUAUGUUUAGGAUGAUCUGGUGAUAAUUAACAGUGGUAGUAAUGUGCAUCUAUAGUGACCACUUGGUAUUUGGAGGCACACAUAGCUGAAGGAGCAUUUAGUCUGCCAUGGAGGGCAACAAAGAGACUUGACGACUGGAUCAGCAUGUGAGUGUUUCUGCUCAAACUUAGAGCUGAUCAACAUGUAGCCUUAAACCAGACGAGGCUGGUAAUGAAACUGUCUCUGUGAACACAAAGCCUCUGUAAUUAAACGCUAUACCUUGCUGAUGUAUUAUAAAAACCAUAUCAAAUACUUAAAUAAAGUGACAUUAUCAAUGA